AAAAAAAAAAACUACACCCCUCCCUCUCUUACCCGAGGGGAGUGUGUGAGAGAGUGUGUAACAGAAUAGAGAACGAGUCUGAAGAAACGAGGCAAAGUUCGCCAAGCAACUCCGUGGAUCUUGUGUUUGUCCCUGUCGCCCUUUCUCAAACUUGACGCAGAACGGAUCAGUACGCGCGACGGACGCCAGUGUGAGGAGUUCACGCGCAGGAGGAGAGCAUGAGGACUGGAUCUGUGAACAGAUUGUGUGCGUUUUGGUGUUGUGUAUUGACUCUGCUGCCCUUAACAACAGCCGAUGAAGCAGAAAAGCCGGCGCCAGGACGUCAGUCUCGUCAGGCAGAGGAGGAGAGGCUUGAAGGGGUGUGGGGUCCAUGGAGCGAGUGGGAGGAGUGUUCUCAGAGCUGUGGAGUGGGCGUGUCUGAGAGGAGGAGACAGUGUGUGCCGCCUCCCCAAACCCCGCCUCUUGUGUGGAACAGACAAGCGUAUCUUCCACCGGGUGUCCCGAAUAACACUCCUGUGAUCUCUGCAGUCAGACCCUACUACAACUCCUUGUAUCCCAUCAACGAGCCACCUCCAUAUGGAGCAGGGGGCGCUGAGAUGCCUCCGUUCUUUUCCCCACCUCUCCCAGCCAAUCAGAAUCCUGGGAUACCGCUCUACCGAAAUGAAGCCGGCGGCGCUGGGCCAGUGCAGUUCAGCCCUCCCAAUCAGGAGCCGGUUUCAGUCUACCGAUCACCUUCCUCGUCCUCUUCUCUUCCCUACGGGAGAGUUCCCGGACGGUCGCCCAGUCACGGAAGAGCUGUAGGCAGUGGGAGCAGGAGGUCAGUUUCCACCAAUAGGGAUCCAGCGUCUGUAAGAAGGUCUAGCUCAUCUAUUCGCCCUGGACAGUUUGGGUACGGCAGAGUGCCAUUCUCUCUUCCUCUACACAGACAAAAUCGACAUGCGCGCCAUACGCAUCACCACAACACCACCACCGCAGAAAGUCUCGACGCUCUCAGUGUGAACUCCAGCUCACAUGUGGACAAAACUCAGGGAGAAGUAGAAAAAGUUAUUACAGAUGUGGCCAACGUUAACAGAGAACGAAAAGAGAAAGACCAGGCUGAAAAGGAGACGGAGGCGGUUUCCACGACAGCAGAAGUGGAGAGUGCAGCCGAUGGAGAGCCCCACAGACGAGCAGAGAGAGUCCGGGAACGCAAUCGAAUCGCUCAUUCACGGCCCGUGUCCCAGAGGCACGUGGCCCGUGACAGACGCAUCGACGGCCGCGCUUCUCGCCAAGUCCCACACUCCUACACACACACUAUCCACCGAGCGCACACUCCCAGAGACCCUCCUCCCUACGGCGUCCAGACACCCGCAAACCCAAACCCUGAGCCCUGGGUCCUACAAAACGCUGCCCAGCCCUCCAGAAACGAAGCCGAGAGGGACUGGAGGCCUCCAGCAUCGGCCCGCAACUACAGAUGCGCUGGCGGGGACAGAGAGUAUCGCAGGUGCAGUCUACAGGCAUGUCCAGGUGCUCCAGUAGACUCCAGGGCUGAGCAGUGUGCAGCGUUCAACAGUCAAGAGUUUAUGGGACGCGUGUAUGACUGGGAGCCUUUCACAGAAGUGGGUCUAGAGCAGCAGUGCGAGUUGACCUGUCGGCCGGUCGGGUACCGUUUCUACGUGCGGCAGGCGGAGAGGGUACGAGAUGGAACGCCAUGCGCAAACAACACACCCAAUGAUGUGUGUGUGGGAGGACGCUGUCUGAGUGAGGGCUGUGACGGUGUGUUGGGCUCAGGGUUGGUUCGGGAUCGCUGUGGUGUGUGUGGCGGUGGAGACGGCACCUGCGAGAGGAUCACGGGAAGUUUCCUGAACACCAGCUUUCCUCUGGGUUACCACAAAAUCUUGGAUAUCCCUCCCGGAGCCACAGCUAUCAACAUCACGGAGAGACGAGCCAGUCCAAACUAUCUGGCCCUGCGCAGUGGAACGGGUCAGUCUGUGGUGAACGGACGCUGGGCGGUCGACCCGCCGGGAGAGUAUCAGACAGGAGGAACCACCUUCCUCUACAGCCGACCCAAAGCUGGCCCACACGAGCAGGGAGAGGAGAGAGGAGAGACCCUCACAGCGCCUGGACCCACAACUGCCCAGCUGCAGCUAUACAUUAUUUUCCACAGGCAGAAUCCAGGCAUAGACUAUGAAUAUUACAUCCCAGUGGAGAAACAGAGGGACGGAGAGAGAGAAGUACACAGAGAGAGGGAGCGAGGGCGGGCAGCUCUCCGAGAAAUCAGUUCUGUCUCAGUGGCAGUCGAGAACCCUGUUGCUCCUCCUCCUGUGUUGUCUUCUGCCUCCUCGCCUCCAUUUUCCUCCUCAUCUUCCUCUGCAUCUGAUCGAUGGCCACCAGAGAGGCUCCGCCCACAGGGCUCAGGACCCAAUCGUAACGCUCGGAUCCCUCCAAGAACGGACCUCCCACUGGACAAUCAGCCUGCAUUCAUGUGGCAAAGAGGCGCGCUGACAGAAUGCACUGCUACCUGUGGCAAAGGCUCUCAGUACAGAGAGAUUGUGUGUGUGAAUAGACACACAGAACAGGAAGUCCAUGAGAGGAGGUGCGACUCUGCAACCAAACCCGUGGCAGAGGAGGAGCCCUGUAAUGUUCAUCCUUGUCCACCAUUCUGGGAUACAGGUGUGUGGUCGGAGUGCAGUGUUUCCUGCGGUCGGGGUGUGCAGCAGCGCCACAUACAGUGCAGGCUGAGUUUUGGGAACCUUUCAACGAUGGUUCAGCCUCAGCGCUGCUCCAGUCUCUCGCGCCCCAAUGCCACUCAGCCCUGCCACCCGCGCAUGUGCUCCCACUGGGAGAUCAGCACCAACUGGAGCACGUGUUCAGUGGAUUGUGGAGUGGGAAAGAGAACCAGGAGUGUACGCUGUGUCAGUAACCAUGGUAGCACUAUGAGUGACAGGGAGUGCAAUGACAGGCUCCGCCCACAGCGCACCGAGGACUGUCACAUGGGUCCUUGUGUCACUAAUUGGUACUUCACGGAUUGGACAAACACUUGUUCUGCGACGUGCGGGCCGGGUGUCCAGCGGAGAGAGGUGGUGUGUUUGACCGGUGGAGGCAGGAGAGAAAGAGACGGUGGAGUGGAAUGUGUGGCAGAGAAACCGGCUGAUAUGAAGGCCUGUAACGGGGGUCCCUGUACACCCACCCACCUGUGGUACACUGGACCCUGGGGACAGUGUAACGCAGUGUGUGGGAACGGCACCCAGCGCAGGGACGUCAUCUGUGUGAAGAAGACAGGAAGUGACUUCACCGUGAGCGGCACCAGUGAGUGCUCCCACCUGGAGAAACCGUUCCCAGUGCAGUCGUGUGAACUGGAGCCCUGCAAACCACAGUGGUUCACCACCGAAUGGAGCACGUGCUCUCGCUCCUGUGGUGAAGGGGUGCAGACGCGGGAGGUACGGUGUCUCACAGCAGACAAACAGUACAGUGCAGUCUGCGAUCUCCACACCAAACCUGCGCAUGAGCAGACCUGUAACACCAUUCCCUGCAGUCCCUUUGAAGAUGAGAACUGUAAAGACAGACAACAUAACUGUGUAAUGGUGGUCCAGGCUCGACUCUGCGUCUACAGCUUUUACAAGACCGCCUGCUGUGCGUCCUGUGCCCAGAGUGCUCAGCGGGCCAAAAGACAUUAACCCUAGACGAGUCACAGAGAUUCACUACGAGCCAACCAGAGCCCAAACUCAGCCAAUCAGUGAUCGCAUUAUAGUUCAAUCACCGGAGACAGCCAAUCAGAGGCCAGACACGUUCAAAUGGAAUCCCACCUUGAACUGAGCUGAGAUCAGGAUCCCUUUAAAGUGAAAGUUUUCAAAUGUUACCACAUAUGGGCUCAAAUAAUUGACAGUUGCUCUUUCCCUAUUGCUGAAGAGUCCGCGGCAGCGCUAGGACUGUUUAGUACACGAUACUGUCAAAUACUUAACCAUUCCUUAAUGUUGUUUAAACAAGUGCACUGAUGUCACAAGUCCUCGUUAUGGACAUAUAUAUGAAGAUAGUGUUAAGUGAGAACAGUUCUAGAAGUUGCUUUUGUGCUACAUGAAGUGUUUCAUAGCUGUUUCUUUUAAUUUCAAGUCAAUCAGGAUAUCUG
Rhinichthys klamathensis goyatoka is the source of this 4105-nucleotide messenger RNA. It is a transcript of the gene adamtsl4, whose product is annotated as ADAMTS-like 4. NCBI's taxonomy places the organism in Eukaryota, Metazoa, Chordata, Actinopteri, Cypriniformes, Leuciscidae. Gene Ontology annotation, biological process: extracellular matrix organization. The transcript has 17 exons. The record is from RefSeq and is a predicted model, not a curated record. Gene Ontology annotation, cellular component: extracellular matrix. Gene Ontology annotation, molecular function: metalloendopeptidase activity. Bases 219 to 3656 code for a protein of 1145 amino acids.